Molecule: messenger RNA, 4016 nt
Organism: Neoarius graeffei (lesser salmon catfish)
Lineage: Eukaryota; Metazoa; Chordata; Actinopteri; Siluriformes; Ariidae
Product: class I histocompatibility antigen, Gogo-B*0201 alpha chain-like
Exons: 8
Coding region: 124-1236 (370 amino acids)
Biological process (GO): immune response
Cellular component (GO): external side of plasma membrane
Source: RefSeq, a predicted model, not a curated record
GCUAACACAGCAGACGCACAGUGUUAGUCUGACGGAUUUUCUAAAACUAUAAAACACUGAAAAUCAUCCGCCUUUACUCCAGUGUGUUACCGCCUAUAGACAGGACUUUACUAAAAUUUAGUCAUGAAAUUAUUUAUUUUUGUUUAUUUUUCCUCUUUGCUGGGAAAUGUUUGGACUGUAACAUGGAGCUCGACAGUUCUGGAAGUUCUGCUUUUUCUCCUGUUUUCUGUUCAUCUUUCAUCAGCAGUCACACACACUCUGCAGUACCAAUACACUGCUGUCGGAGGAAUAAAUUUCACAGAGUUCACUGCUGUUGGUCUGGUGGAUGGAGAGCAGUUUGUGUUCUCUGACAACAUCAAGGAGAUGAUUCCAAAGACAGAGUGGGCACAGAAGAUCAGAGAUGAUGAUCCACAUUACUGGGACACAGAGACAGAAGAGAAGCGGAAUGAAUAUUACAGACUCAAAGUCAGAUUGGGUCGCAUAAUGGAGACUUUACAUCAGACUCAAGGAGUUCACACACUCCAGAGGAUGUUAGGCUGUGAGCUCCAUGAUGACGGCACCACUACAGGAUAUUCUCAGUCCAGUUAUGAUGGAGAAGAUUUCAUGGGUCUGGAUCUGGAAACUGGAACCUGCACUGCAGUUAAACCUCAAGCUGGAAAAUUUACAAAGGAGUGGUAUCCUACAGACGCUAAAGCUAAAUACUGGAAGAGCUACCUGGCGAAUGAAUGUGUUGAUCGUUUAAAGAAGUUUGUGUCUUACGGCAGAGAGACUCUGGAGAGGAAAGUUUGUCCCGAGGCAUCAGUGUUCCACAAACACUCGCCUUCUCCAGAGGUGGUGUGUCACGCUACAGGUUUCUUCCCCAAAGCCCUGAAUAUCACCUGGCAGAAGGAUGGAGAGGACGUGAUUGAGGACGUGGAGUUCACGAAGACGCUACCCAACCAGGAUGGAAGCUUCCAGAAGAGGAGCAUUCUGAAAGCCCCAGCUGAGGAGCUGCAAAAACACAAAUACACCUGCGUGGUUCAGCACAGCAGCUUGGAGAAGGAUUUAAUCCUAGAAGUAGCAGAAGGUGGAGGAUCAGGUGGAAGGCAGACUGGAGUCGUCAUUGGUGUCCUUGUGGCUCUUGUUGCUGUUGUCGCUGCUGUCGCUGUUGUCCUCUGGAAGAAGAGGAACUCUGGAUUCAAACCUGUUCCCCCCAGACCCUCCUCUGAAGGAGAUUCUUCCUCCAACGACUCUUAAACUGUGGCUGUGUGACUUCCUGCUGAAGAGAGAGAGAGAGAGAGAGAGUGAGGAGGUGCAGCCAUGCUGCUUCUGCUGCUUCUUCUUCUGGUUUUAAUAGAAUUUAGCAGUGUGUGUAAAGCCCCACUGCCACAAACUGGACUGCAGUGUGUAACACAGGGAUCGGGUCUUUAUAUCUAUUUUAUAGAGAGGGAUGAAGGAAAAAUCUACAAAAACAAAUAAAGUCCUGUAAUAACGUCCUGUCGCUCUUAGAAAUUUUAUAUAUCCUGCUCAUGUUCUUCCUUUUUAUUGUGGAAUCCUUUGUAAACAUUACUGUACUGUAAAUCAGGGCUUUGAACCGGUUCAAGGAACGAAAACGAAAACCAGGAACUUUUUCUAUUUCACAUGGAACAGAAACGAAACCAGAAACUUUAUUUUUUAUGUUCCGGAACAGAAACGCUUAUUAAAAAUAAUGGUUACCGGUUUUUAUUUCGUUCCUCAAAGUUUCCAUAGCCUACAAAUAAAAAAGUCAUUCUCCUCCUGCGCAAGUUUCUAUGACCCGCUGGGGUUCACUUCCUGUGUGACGUUCGCUGACUGAAUGGAGAGAGCGGGAAGGUGGACUACUAUCACGUCUCCACGUGAUAAUAAGUGAGUAAGUGCAUUACUGAGUGUAAUGAAUGUACUGAGGCAAAGAAUAGCCUGAACAUUGCAACCUCCCUAUUGGCUGUUUGUAAAAAUGUAUCAGUUGUUGCCCUUCCCACGGGAAUCAUCGCGGGCUCGAGAGACGAGACCUGCGAGUUAGUUCGUUGGUAGCAGAACAAAAUGUCUGGACACAAAUCAGGUUUUCAGAAAAGGAAAGAAAAUAAACAGAGGGUCGAAAAUACAAAAAAGGAGGCAGAAAAUGCAAAACGAGUUUUAAGGUAGGACAAAUGGUUACUUUUCUGAGGCAGCCCGCCGUGGCUGCAGGCUUUCAGUUGUCAUUGAAUGGUUACUUUUCUGAGGCAGCCCGCCGUGGCCGCCUGCAGGCUUAUUUAUUAUAGCCCAUUUAGUUAAAAUAGUUGAUAUAAAAUGUUUAUAGUUAUAGUUAUGUGAUGGUUGUCCUGAUUUAGACUUUUUUUUGGGGGGGGGGGUUGCGCGAUGUUGUACCCGGGUCCAAAUUAGGGCAGAACCGGCCCUGGCUACAUUUCAGGUGUAGUUUGUUUUAUGUAUGUAUGUACUUGCAUAGAUGUGUACUUGGUCUUCCAAUAUGGCGCCUAACAAAAUCUCGCGGCGCGGUGACGUCAUGCAGUAGCCCUCUAUAGGGCCUGACUAGCCUUUGGUAACACACUAAACGAAUUAUCUUUCAUUUUUGGCACUUUUUCUGUUUGUGUAGAUGGGAAGACAUACUGAGAAUCCAAAUCGCCAACAUUUGAAAUAAUAAUUGUUUUGAAUUAUUUCUUGUCUUAUUUAAUGAAGGUUGUAAUAGAAUUAGCCUACAUUUGGCUUAAGCUGGAUGAGACAGAGACAUAAUUUUAUAGCCAUUUGUUAAACAGCUGACACAGGCCUGGCGCCAGGAACAGUUUACUAAGGGGGCAAUUAGAAAUCGCAAGGGGGCAAAUAUUUUUCAUAUAGUGUGUAGUAGUGAUGGCGGUCUGACAACGUGUUUCAAACAAUUAACUGCGCCAACCACAAAACCACGGCCCCGAAGGUUGCUUUAGUCCGGGAAAAUCAUGUGGCAUAUUACCAGAGCAGUUGCGCUUUAUCAGCACCCGUGCCCACCUGUUAACCCUCCCCUCCAAUUUUCACACAGACACACGGUACAACCGGAAAGAUGCCAAACAUAAAACAACACACACAAACCUACAGGCAAGUCCUUUACAUUUAAAAUACAUACAAAUAGCUCCGCGGCAUGAAAACAAAACGUCAAUGCAAGUCUAAGGUACUUGGCUCGGCGGCCAAAAUCAUAAUUUAAAAAAAUCAACAGACCCCGCGGCUGCACCAGUAAUAGCCUUCCUGACUCGCACCGAGUCAAUGCUAACCACUUAAUCCGCGACCCCAGUUUAGGCGUGUAGGGGACUAAACACUCUGAAGUGAUGAAUUUUCACCCCUGCUGCAUGGGGGGUGACGUCGACGACACAUAUUCUUACGCUAUUUGCACACAAAGCGGACCAUAUAUGAACACACACACACCAACAUACACGGAGAUAAACUUAACCUACAAAGAAAGAAAAUGGAUUCACAAUAUUGUGAUUGAAUUGGUUUAAUUCGGUGGGGGAAAGACUACUCCCGUAAACUGACUGCAUAUUGCAGAGACAGUGCACUUGUAAGUGUAGACUACAUGUAAAACCCCCGCCUGCCCGCCCGCCCCUUGUCCUUAUCACAGGUCUGUGUGUGCGCGGCUGCGUCAGCAUUUCACACAUACACCCACAAUAACAAUUAAGAAAACAAUUAAGUGAUCUGAGUCUUCGUUGAGGGGGUGGGGUUGUAGCCACGAGGGGGCGACGCCCCCUUUCGCCCCCCCACGGCGCCGGGCCUGAGCUGACAGGGAAUGUAAUUAACCGUUCCGGGAACGAAAUUUUUUUGUUCUAACCAGUUCGGGAACGUCUAUUUAAUGGUGGAACCCAAAACCGGAAACGUUAAAAUUCCGUUUCUGUUCGGAACGAACCAAUAGGAAAAAAAUUCUGGUUCAAAGCCCUGCUGUAAAUAUUACUCUACUGUCCUGUCUUUUGUAAAACCUGUAAAAAGAAUUGAAAUUCAUACAAUUGCGAUGGAGGUCAUAAAUUUUACUUUGUUGAGCCUUAAAUAAAUCUUUAUUUACUCUG